Malaya genurostris is the source of this 475-nucleotide messenger RNA. RefSeq names its product eclosion hormone-like. NCBI's taxonomy places the organism in Eukaryota, Metazoa, Arthropoda, Insecta, Diptera, Culicidae. Gene Ontology annotation, biological process: neuropeptide signaling pathway; ecdysis, chitin-based cuticle. The record is from RefSeq and is a predicted model, not a curated record. Gene Ontology annotation, molecular function: ecdysis-triggering hormone activity. The transcript is spliced from 2 exons. Bases 46 to 324 code for a protein of 92 amino acids.
CACAUCAGCCUCGCAAUAGCUUUAGCAUUAUCAAACAGUAAUUAAAUGGCAUCGUUAAGAUUUACUCCACUGGCAGCAUGCUUCAUUCUAUUCACAGUUGCACUUACACUGCAUCGUGUGGAAGCAAACCCUCAAAUCGAUCUACUCGGAGGCUAUGACAUCAUCGGAGUCUGCAUCAACAACUGUGCCCAGUGCAAAAAGAUGUUUGGAGAAUUUUUCGAAGGACAUCUUUGCGCGGAAGCAUGCAUUCAAUUCAAGGGAAAAAUGGUUCCAGACUGCGAGGAUAUAAAUUCUAUUGCCCCAUUCCUAAACAAGUUGAACUAGAUAACCUUCUCGGAUUGCACGAUUGGACCUCACUGAAAUGACCUCUCACCUAAUGUGUGUUUAUUUUUAUAAAUUAUUCUUAGCCCAAAACAGUAGGAAAAUGCUACCUUCUCAAAGUUCACAAUAAAUUCAAUGCUCGUUAAAAAUUCAA